Polyodon spathula (Mississippi paddlefish) is the source of this 4994-nucleotide messenger RNA. Its product is annotated as nephrocystin-4-like. Lineage: Eukaryota; Metazoa; Chordata; Actinopteri; Acipenseriformes; Polyodontidae. The record is from RefSeq and is a predicted model, not a curated record. Gene Ontology annotation, cellular component: ciliary base; non-motile cilium; ciliary basal body. Bases 70 to 4395 code for a protein of 1441 amino acids. Gene Ontology annotation, biological process: negative regulation of canonical Wnt signaling pathway; protein localization to ciliary transition zone. The transcript has 30 exons.
ACUGUACUCCCCUGUUUAUAGUGGUGAAGUAUAUGCCGAAACAAACAUGGCAGAUGGAUACACUGAAGAAUGAACGAAGGUGUCUGUUUGCGUUCUGCUGGACCCGGCCCCUGCACAGUGCCAGAGUGGCGGAGCGUUUCUGAGAAACAUGUGGGAAUCCCGCCUCACAUUCAGAGAUGCAGGCUGACCCAAGAGAGGUCAGAGGGGUUUCAGCUUGUCUUGAAAAACCUGGAAGGUACGCCAAUCAGACAGAAACUCCUGGAGGGUUUCCAGGGGGUUCAUUACCAGCUCCGGGUCUCGCUCUUCGAUGUCACCUACCGGCACUUUUUUGGGAGGACGUGGAGGAGUCCUGCAAGGCAGCUGAGGAGCUUACCAGGGCACCCCCCCAGAGUGUCCUUUAACGAGGUUGUUUAUUUCCACACCUCUCUCAUCUACCCGAACAUCGUGGCCGUGGUGGAGGUGGUGGCCGUGGCACAGAAACAGAACGGUUCUCAAUAUGCGCUGUCCUGUGGCUUCGGGAUUCUGCGCCUCUUCAUCAGCCACACGGAUCCUGUGGAGUCUUCCGACGCCAAGCUGGACAAGAGAUUACAUCUCUACCAUGGGACACCCAGAGCCUUGCUGAGCCCAGAACUGCAAGACCCCAUUGAAAAGAAUGAGUUCAUGACACUGAUCGAAGGGGCUCAUGUUCAGUGCUCUAUGCGGCCCCAUCCUGCCCUGGAAAGGGUCAUGCAUCUUCUCCCUCAGAACAUGCUGGUGUCCGGAGCAGAGAUCAUUCCAGGGGUGGUGCCUCCAACAAAAGAAGUUGUGGACUGCUUGCAGAAGCCACGUAUCUGGAAGACAGUGACCUGCUACCUGGAUAAGCUGUCUCUCAGCCUGUAUCCCUCCCUUGAGAGGUUCGAAGAAGAACUACUGGAACUUCUGAACACAGACAGGCUUAACAGGGAGGACUCGGGUCCGGAUGGGAAUUCAGUUGUAGUCCAGGAGCGCCGGGUGCACAUUGCUGUUCACAACGGCUGGGGCUUCGUGGACAAACCCCAGGUGGUGGUGGUGGAACCCGAGGCCGAGGGGGCGAGGGGGAGGACGGGGAGCUUAAUCAAGAAUCGGGGCUCUCUAUCCAGACUCGGCUCCUCUGCUCAGCACAUGCUGGUCCUAAGAAGCCGUGUGCAGCUGAAGGAGAUGGUGAAUCACCCUGCCUUCGUCAUCACCUUCCAUUUGGAAUAUGUCUUCUCAGCACCGACAGGCGGGGAAGGCAAGAUGUCCUCCACCUCUUCUCUCUCAAAGACAGCCUAUAUGCAGUCUGUGCGCUGGGCCGUUUGGAACCCCUUUUUGGAAGCAGGGAAUUCUGAAGUCAGCCUGUCAUUACAGGGAGGACCCCUGCCAAACCCCAACAAUGUGAUGGUGUACAAGGCCCCCUCUACUGAUAUGCGCUCCCCUGAGGUGAAGGAGCUUGAGCGCGGCACUCUGAGGGUUCGAUUCUCAUCCCACCAGGAGGGACGCCCCCCCAGCCCAGCCCCAGAAAGGAAACCCCCGUCUUCUGCACUUCGUCGGAGUGUUUCCCAGGUCCAGGAUUCCCCUCCCAAAUCUCCACCUGGCCCUGGUCUGUCUAUAUCCCAGCUCUCUGUAAACCCCCGUUACCCAACAAUCAGCCACUCCACAGCGUCUCCAUGGCAACAGCAGUUUCCCUCCCAGCUAUACCCAUCCCCAAUGGCAGGACUCUACCAGAUGUCACAUGCUGAGUUGCCGUUCGCCAGCAGUAUCGCCCACCUGGAGGCUGACCUGAGCUGCUCAGCUGAGCAGUCUAACUCCCCCUGCACAGAACAGCUGCAGGAGCUGCCGUUCAACCCUGUGCAUGCGCCCGUCAUCGCCUUGGGAACCCAGGUGUCCAGCGCCAGGGCUACUAUCUCACGAAGCUCACUGGUUCGGCUCCACUCCUCUGGUUUUCCUGAGAUCCUAGACUGUAACAACCAAGCAGCUGAGGUUGUUGAUCCUGCUGAGCCGGUCAACUUCAGCCCCAGCGGAGAAGAGUCUGACUAUCUCCAGUGCAAUGAGAUCAUCCUCCAGUUCCUUGCAUUUACCAGAACGCCUCAGGAAGGGAUGAAGACAGACUGGCUGAAGUCUGUUUAUUUCACGUUCCAGCUGUACCGCUUCCCUCCAGUCACCUCUCAGCAGCUGCUGCUGGUGAACACAGACAGGACUCCAAGCAGAUCGGGGGACCCAGCCCCCUGCAUCCUGGUCCAGGUUAACAAAGAUGGAACAGUUAACUCUGGGUCCCCAGGGUUGCAGCUGAAGUACAUGGUGGACCCUGGCUUCCUGAAGCUAGGUGAACAGCGCUGGUUUGUCCGCUACCUCGCCCUUCAGACUCUGCAGAUUGAUGUAUGGGACGCAGAAUCCUUGCUUCUCAUUGGUUCCUCAGCUGUGGAACUCAAGCAUUUACUGCGUCAGGGAAGGGCUGCAGUUCAGGUGAUCCAUGAGUUGGAGGUCAUCACAACAGAAUAUGUCCAGGACUCUGUGAGUGUCUCUCAUCACGGUCGUGUGAAUGCCAUUGGUGUGUCCACCAUCGUGAAGGGGACACUGCAUCUACGCUUGGGCAAUGUUGGACACCUCUUGGAGCACAGACUGAAGCACACAGACUCUCUGCCCCCGUCUCUCUCACGGGUCGUGUCCUCCCAUGACAGCAUCAGCGGCUUCACAGGAGGCAGCCUGUCCUCUACAAGCAUCUCCAACCUCAACGCAAAGAACGCCUCGCAUGCCCGCCGCUUGCCCGAUAUUGACGGGGAGCUGGCGUCCAUGCUGUGCAGCCGAAUGAAGGAGGCCAGCAUCGCCAUGCAGCACGCCAGCAGGGAGACGGACAGCACCCGCCAGCGCAAACUGGAGAGGAUGAUGGCAGUGCGGCAGUACGAGGCAAAGGAGGGUGACACAAUGCCCUACGUCAUGACUCGUCGGGAGGAACAGAUCCAGCACUCCCGCGACUUGCAGAUAAUCGAAGCUUACAGGGAGCGCAGCAAAGCAGAGAGCAUCACCAAGAUGCUGAGUCUGGCCAUCACCACCCAGCACACUGUCUACGCCACCCUGGGCACGGCAGAGUUCUUCGAGUUUGCCCUGAGAAACCCCUCCAACACUCAGCACACUGUCACCAUUGAGUUCAAGGAUCCAGAGCUUAGCGUCAUUGUGGACACACGGGAAUGGAGACACUUCAAGGAGCUGUCGAAGACUCUCACCCCUUUGGAAGAGGACAUGUUCCACCUGGAAGGAAACACACUGAGACCUCAAGUCUAUCUCCGUCCUAAAGAAACUGUCUACAUCCCUUUCAAAUACCAAACCUUCAAUGCAGACCAUGUAGUCAUGACACAGGGACCAACCGAUCUGCGAUUGAGCAGGAGUGCUAACGUCAUAGACAGCCAUCAAUCCAAAACUGUCCAGGCUAAGAUCAUUAGGGUCUCAUUCAGGGCUGAGGAUGGAAAGCCUCUGGCUAUCUGCCAGGUGAACGUGGAACCCACGCCGAACGUUAUUGAUCAGACGUUUCGGUUUUACCAUCCCGAGCUCACCUUCCUGAAGAAAUCCAUUCGGCUGCCUCCCUGGCACACCCUACCAGGAACCCCAGUUGGAGUGUCAAGUGGGGAGCCCCAGAUUUAUGUCCGAUGCAGUGACCCCAAUGUUAUCUGUGAAACCAAGAAGAUGGCUCCAGGUGAACCCCAGGAUGUGUUUCUGAAAGUAGCCGGUGGUCCAAGUCCGCAGAUUAAGAAAUUUUUCAUCACAAUUUUCACGGAUCCAUGGCUGGCUGCCCCCAUUCAGAUCUGGCAGUUGUACGUUCACUGCCUGCAGCGCGUGGAUGUGAGCUGUGUGACUGGUCAGCUGACCCGCCUGUCGCUGGUCCUGCGAGGGACACAGACUGUCAGGAAGGUCAAGUGUUACUCCUCCCACCCACACCAGCUACAGAUUGACCCUGCAGAUGUGUUUGUCCUUCCUCCAAAUGCAGUCCAGGAUCUCCACAUUGGAGUGCGGCCCCAGAAGGCAGGCAGUAAAUUCCUCUACCUGAACGUGGUUGACGUCGACUACCACCAGCUGGUGUCCUCGUGGCUGGUCUGUGUGUCUUGCAAGCACCCGCUUAUAUCCAAGGCCUUUGAAAUCUCGCUGUCAGCAGGGAAGGGCAGCAACAAGAAAAUUACCUACACCAAUCCGUAUCCCACCAGGAGAGCGCACUUCCUCUGCACAAACCGAAUGGACCUGCUGCAGUUCAAAGAGGACGCCUUCGAGAUCGGAGGGGGAGAGACGUACACCAUCGGCCUGCGCUUUGCGCCCAGCCAGAGCACAGGUGAGGAGGAGAUUCUCAUUUACAUCAACGAUCAGGAGCACAAGAAUGAGGAGACUUUCUGCGUCAAGGUUGUGUACAGUUAAGCUGACGGAAAGAUGCCACCUGCCAGGGUCUCCUGCAACACUACAGUCCACUGAAACCAUGAGUGGCUACUGCAGCUGGAGAGCACAAGUUCCUAUUUCCUUUUUGUUGUUCUAAAAUUAAAUUUGAGUAACCCUUUAAACAUUAAGCUCAGGGAACAAGACAACACUUUUUCAGGAACCUAGUUUGAGGUACUUUGCUGUAUCAAACCCUAAGUCUUGCCUGGUGUGCCAUGCAGUGGCCUGAAAACUAGUCUCCUGAAGUUCCAAGCCACAAAGGGGAUUCGUAUUCCCUCAGCUUUAGAUGGGGGACACUUGAUAGCAAUUUUACACAUACAGCCUGACCAAAUCAGGUCGGUGGGACGGUAAUUCAGUCCCCAAAUUACUGAAAAUACCCGUUCAGCAGAUAGCAGGUAUUUUGUUCUAAGUUAAGGGCCACCAAUGUGGAGUUUCUAGCUUUUAAGUUAGACUCUACAGAGUAGGACUGCAUUCGAUUUGGUUUGAUUGGAGAUCUUAAAACAUCUAUAAUUUGGGACCACUACAGUAUGUAUUGGAUAAUUGUGAGCUUAUUUCUACUGAAAUAAAAAGGGAACAUUUUUCAU